AUGCCAGAGCAGUCGAACGAUUACCGAGUGGUGGUUUUCGGGGCCGGCGGCGUCGGCAAAAGUUCGCUGGUGCUCCGCUUCGUCAAAGGCACAUUUCGCGAAAGCUACAUCCCCACCAUUGAAGACACCUAUAGACAAGUGAUCAGCUGUAACAAGAACAUCUGCACUUUGCAAAUCACCGACACGACUGGCUCCCACCAGUUCCCCGCGAUGCAGCGUCUGUCCAUCAGCAAAGGGCAUGCGUUCAUUCUGGUGUACUCAGUGUGCAGCCGGCAGAGUCUCGAGGAGCUGCGCCCCAUUUUCGAGGUGAUCAAAGAGAUCAAGGGACCGGACAUUAGUCAGAUUCCGAUUAUGCUUACAGGGAACAAGUGCGACGAAAGCGCCGAGCUUAGAGAGGUGAGCACCUCAGAGGGACAAGCGCAAGCUGCAGAAUGGGGAGUCAGUUUCAUGGAAACCUCGGCGAAGACCAACCACAACGUAAAACAGCUGUUCCAGGAACUGCUGAAUCUGGAGAAAUCCAGGAACGUCAGUCUGCAAGUUGGCGGGAAAGCCAACAGCAGGGUGGCCAAAGACAAAUGUGAUCUCAUGUAAGGUGUUGGAGGUAUCGUGGUGUUUGUUCGUAUUUGGCUCGGGAGGAAUCGCGUUUUAUCGAAUCGUUAUUGAAAUUAAAAAAGUUAUCGAAACAUACUUUGUGAUGUAUGGAAAAACGAUAGAGGUACGGAUGAUUACGAAAUAGUAAAUUUUGAUUUUUUAAUAGCCAUGUUCAUGUUUUACUAAAUGCAGUCAGCGUUUUGAGUUACCUAGUAGACAUCAUUUUAAAGGUAAAAUGUGAAAUAAAUAAUUACUAGCCUUAUAAUUUGGUAAAUACAAAUGUUUUCAAUGAAAUAAAGGUACUGUUGCGUCUUGUAGAACUUCGAAUUUCACUGUUUUUUACUUGAAACAUAUGGAG
Molecule: messenger RNA, 949 nt
Organism: Acanthoscelides obtectus
Lineage: Eukaryota; Metazoa; Arthropoda; Insecta; Coleoptera; Chrysomelidae
Source: the annotation of a GenBank genome assembly